Molecule: messenger RNA, 8004 nt
Organism: Gadus morhua (Atlantic cod)
Lineage: Eukaryota; Metazoa; Chordata; Actinopteri; Gadiformes; Gadidae
Gene: nbeab
Product: neurobeachin b
Biological process (GO): intracellular protein localization
Cellular component (GO): membrane; cytosol
Molecular function (GO): protein kinase binding
Source: RefSeq, a predicted model, not a curated record
CCCACCCAGAAGGAAGUCCUAUCUCUCAGAGCCUUCAUGCUGCUCUUCCUGAAGCAGCUCAUCCUGAAGGAUCGGGGCGUGAGGGAGGAUGAACUCCAGGCCAUCCUCAACUAUCUGCUCACUGUACAGGAGGACGAGAACCUCCAUGACGUGCUGCAGCUGCUGGUGGCUCUAAUGUCAGACCACCCCUCCUCCAUGGCGCCGGCCUUCGACCAGAGGAACGGCAUACGGGCAAUCUUCAAGCUGCUGGGGUCUAAGAGCGAGAACAUCCGAGUUCAGGCCCUCAAAGUCCUUGGCUACUUCCUCAAGCACCUCGGGCACAAGCGAAAGGGGGAGAUCAUGCACACGCACAGCCUCUUCACUCUGCUGGGCGAGCGACUGCUGCAGCACACGGUCACGCUGACCACAUACAACACGCUGUAUGAGAUCCUGACGGAGCAGUUGUGCACUCAGGUGGUCCACACACCUCACGUAGAGCCAGACUCCACCGUCAAAAUCCACAACCCCAUGAUUCUGAAGGUGAUGGCCACUCAACUGGUAGGCGUCGCCCCCCAUAGUGAGCAAACAGGCUCCGCCCCCGGAACUGACCUCAUGGAUGUGAGACGCCUCUUCCUGUCUGACAUGAUCAAGCUGUUCAGCAGCAGCCGCGACAACCGACGGUGUCUGCUCCAGUGUUCAGUGUGGCAGGACUGGAUGUUCUCCCUGGCUUACCUCCACCCGAAGACGCCAGAGGAGACCAAGGUGACGGAGAUGGUGUUCAACAUCUUCAGGGUGCUGCUCUACCACGCCAUCAAGUACGAGUGGGGCGGCUGGCGAGUCUGGGUCGACACGCUGUCCAUCGCACACUCAAAGGUGACCUACGAGGCGCACAGGGAGUACCUGAUCCAGCUGUACGAGGACUACCACAUCCUGGAGGAGGAGGACCUGAGGAGGGGGAGGGAGGCGGCGGGGGUCCGCACCGUCUCCGGCCUCUCAGCCCCGCCCCUCGCCUCCUCUUCCUCCUCCUCCUCCUCCGGCGUCAACGGCACGGCGGAGAUCAGAGAGAACGGCGACAGCACCUCCCGGACCCCCGAGAGGGAGGGGAAGGGGGGGGAACCCCAGAGCGCUCUGGAUGAGAGGCGGAGGAGGAGGAGGAGCAUGGCCGCGGCGGAUCCGAGCGGGGGGGGGCCGGUGGCGGACGUGGAGGCGGAGGAGGUGGUCGCUGUGGAGGUGAGGCCGCAGGAGGUUGACCUGAUGGGGGCGGACGUCUACUGCGCCGCGGCGGUGGCGCUGAACGCCGCGCCGACGCAGGCGGGCGGCCUCGCCGCGGAGGAACGCACCGCUCCUCUGAUCUCCCUGGACGACGACGCCGCUGACGCCGACAUCGGCUUCCUGUUGGGGCCGACGGCGGGGAGUAACGGCGUCGGGGAGAUGCCGACCGGGCGCCUCGAUCUACCCGACGUCGCGCCAAGGGUCCAAAACGGCGGCCCAAGUCUGCCGGCGCACGGGUUUCCCAACAUCCUGGAGCAGGUGAAGGAGGAGGAGGAGGAGGAGGAGGAGGAGGAGGUGGAGCCGCCUAAAGUACGGUCCGGCAUGAAGGAUCGCGCUGCCAGGGACGGUACGGCAGCGUCUGUGGGAUACGUCCGGGACCCCUCGGACGCGAAGAGGUCCGGCGAGGUCAAGGACGAGGAGAUGAGGACUGCGACCAGCUCCUCCUCCACCUCCGCUCAGGUCAGUGGGUUCGGUCGGGGGUCCUCAUUGAGAAACAUCAGGGGGCGGACAGAGAGGUGGUGGUUAUCUAGAGAGAUGGGGUGCGAGCCCGACGGGGACAUUGUUCCCAAAGCGGUGUACACUGAGUUCCGAUGCAUCAUCGCGGUCGUCGAGGAGCAGACCCCCAGACAGGAACUCUGUGUCCUCAAUCGUCACGGGUCACUUCCUGUUCCUGCCCGUGCUCAGGUGCAUGACGAGCGGGGCGUGCACGGCAGUGAGGAGCAGCAGCAGCAGCAGCAGCAGCAGCAGCAGCAGCAGCGCCGGAGGUUCAGCCCGGGGCCCCGGACCAGCAUGUUCCGCAUCCCAGAGUUCAAGUGGUCCGCCGUGCACCAGCGCCUGCUCACCGACCUGCUGGUGGCGCUCGAGGCCGACAUGCUUGUCUGGAGGAGCCACUCCACCAAGUCGGUCAUGGACUUUGUCAACAACAACGAGAACAUCAUCUUUGUCCACAACACCAUCCACCUCAUCUCGCAGAUGAUCGACAACGUAAUCAUCGCAUGCGGAGGAAUCCUUCCUCUGCUCUCGGCCGCCACUUCGCCUUCGGUGGAGCUGGAGAACCAGGAGGCGUCCCAGGGCAUGUCCCCGGAGACGGCUCUCUCCGUCCUGGGACGGCUGGUCUCACUGGUGGACGUCCUGGUGUUCGCCAGCGCCCUCAACUUCUCCGAGGUCGAGGCAGAGAAGAACAUGUCGCCUGGAGGCCUCGUCAGACAGUGCCUCCGACUGGUCUGUUGUGUGGCAGUGCGGAGCUGUCUAGACUGCAGACAGAGACAGAGAGACAGAGGAGGCAAGGCCCAAGAGACACUGCCCAAUGGUGCAGUGGUGUGCAAGGACCCGGAGCGCCUCCUGCAGGAUGUGGAUAUCAACCGACUGCGUGCCGUGGUGUUCAGAGAUGUGGACGACAGUAAGCAGGGCCAGUUCCUGGCGCUGGCCGUCGUCUACUUCAUCUCCGUCCUCAUGGUGUCCAAGUACCGCGACACCCUGGAGCCCCAGAGGGAGACGGGCAGGCCCAGCAACCAAUCAGAAGCCAGCGUGCGUCCAGAGCUCAACUCACCCAGCAUCACAGACUGCCCCCUAGUGUUCAGCAGCAGUAGCAGCCGGUCUGGGUUCCUCCCUAUCGACGAGGAGUCCCCCCCCCAGGUGCGAGGCGUGCAGAACGGAGGCGUCCCGGAGCUGCACGGCGUCCCCUCCCUCUCCUCCUCCCUGGAGGGGGGCAGGAGGGGGAGGUCCCAGGACGGCCUGCCCCGCCCCCCGUCCGUCAGCAGCAUCAGCAAGGGCCCGCGGGGAGGCGCCAACGUCCGGGACAUCCUGAAGAGUCUGGUGUCCCCCCCGGGGGAGGGAGGGGCAGAGACCCUCUGCUACCCCGACCCCAACACCCUGACCCACGCCGCUCUGCCCCGGCUCUUCCACUCCUUUGACAGGAGUGUGGUGGUCCCGGUGAAGCAGCCCCCUGCCACCGGCGUCGUCAUCACCACGUUGGGUGUCUCCAACGCCAACCCUGGUCUCCCUGGCAACGGUUCGCCAAACAUUCUCAGCGCCCCCGCCCCCACCUCGACCGCUGCCACGCCCAAAAGCAUGAUCAACACCACCGGCCCCGCCGAGGCCAGCGCCUCUUCCUCCUCCGCCAGCGUGGUUGCCGGGGCGACCAGCCGGAACCUGCCGGCGGUGCAGAAGGUGGCGCCCAUGCCCGAGGACUCGCUGGAGAGCAUGAGCAUCACCUCUAAGUUAGAGCGGGCUCUAGAAAAGGUCGCUCCCCUCCUCAGGGAGAUCUUCGUGGACUUCGCUCCCUUCCUGUCCCGCACCUUGCUGGGCAGCCAUGGCCAGGAGCUCCUCAUAGAAGGGCUGGUGUGUAUGAAGUCCAGUACGUCGGUGGUGGAGCUGGUGAUGCUGCUUUGCUCUCAGGAGUGGCAGAACUCCAUCCAGAAGAACGCAGGGCUGGCCUUCAUAGAGCUCAUCAAUGAGGGGCGGCUGCUGUGCCAUGCGAUGAAGGACCACAUCGUCCGCGUCGCCAACGAAGCAGAGUUUAUCCUCAACAGACAGAGGGCCGAAGACGUCCAUAAACACGCAGAGUUUGAGUCAACGUGCUCUGCGUACACGCUGGACAGGAGGAAGGAAGAGAGGACGUGUGACCACCUGAUGUCCGCCGCCAGGCACCGAGACCAUGUGACCGCCAACCAGCUCCGGCAGAAGAUCGUCAACAUCCUCAACAACCGCCAGGGUGCCUGGAGCGACCUCGCCCACAGCCAGGACCAGGACCCGUGGCGUCUCGACUACUGGGAAGACGAUCUCAGGAGGAGGAGGCGAUUGGUCAGGAACCCGCUAGGCUCCGCCCACCAGGGAGUCACCAGAAGAGCCCUGGAAGACUAUGCCAGGGUGGAGGAUGGCCAGCUGAGGUACCAGAAGGCCCUCCGGGGGGCCACGGGGUCCUGCCGGAGCCCCGAGACGGAGCUGAUGCUGGAGGGAGAGGACGAUGUGGUCGGCCUCCUGCAGGAAAAGGACAUGGACAACCUGGGAGGCCCGGUGGUGCUGAGCAGCCCUGCCCGGCUGGUCUGCCCGCUGCUGGAGGUCAGCGGGACCCUCUCCAUCUCCACCUCCCAGAUCUGCUUCGAGGUGGACCAAGACGACCCGGCCUUCGCACGGCUCGACUCCCAAGUGCUGGCGUUCACAGAGGGACUCCACGGUAAGUGGAUGUUCAGUGAGAUCCGAGCCGUGUUCUCCAGACUCUUCCUCCUGCAGAACACAGCGCUGGAGGUCUUCAUGGCCAACAGAACGUCGGUGAUGUUUAACUUACCGGACCGUGCAACUGUGAAGAAGGCCGUGUAUAGUCUUCCUCGGGUGGGAGUCGGCACCAGCUACGGCCUGCCUCAAGACAGACGCGUUUCCCUGGCAACCCCCCGCCAACUCUUUAAGACCUCCAACAUGACCCAGCGCUGGCAGAGGAGGGAGAUCACCAACUUUGAGUACCUCAUGUUCCUCAACACCAUCGCAGGAAGGACAUACAACGACCUGAACCAGUACCCUGUCUUCCCUUGGGUCCUCACCAACUACGAGUCCGAGGAGCUGGACCUGACCGUGUCGGCGAACUUUAGAGAUCUGUCCAAGGCAGCGAUAUCCCAGGUCCAAUGCGGGGGCCAGACUCCCUCCCAGCUCCUCAUCGAGCCCCACCCCCCUCGGAGCUCCGCCAUGCACCUGAGUCCGCUGAUGUUUAAGGACCAGCUCCAACAGGACGUCAUCAUGGUGCUCAAGUUUCCGUCCAACUCUCCGGUGACGCACGUGGCCGCCAACACGCUGCCGCACCUGGCCACGCCCGCCGUAGUCACAGUCACCUGCAGCCGUGUCUUCGCCGUCAACCGCUGGCACAACACCGCCGGUGUGAGAGGAGCUCCGGGUUAUUCCCUUGAGCAGGCCCACCACCUCCCCAUCGAGAUGGACGCUCUUAUCGCUAGUAACAGUGGCAGCAGUGGACGUCAGAUCUCAGACCUCGUGGACCAGAGCAUCAGCAUCAACAGCCUGUGUUUCCUGGUUACCGCCGACAACCACUACAUCCUUGCCUGUGGUUUCUGGGACAACAGCUUCCGGGUGUACUCCUCAGAAACAGGCAGUCAGAGCCAGAUCGUGUUCGGCCACUGGGACGUGGUGACGUGUCUGUCCCGCUCGGAGUCCUACAUCGGGGGGGACUGCUACGUGGUGUCGGGGUCCCGGGACGCCACCCUGCUGCUGUGGUACUGGAGCGGACGCCACCACGCCAUCGGAGACAACGCCAACAACAGUGACUUCCCUGCUCCUCGCGCAGUGCUGACGGGACACGACCACGAGCUGGUGUGUGUGGCAGUUUGUGCCGAGCUGGGCCUGGUCAUCAGCGGAGCUAAAGAGGGACCGUGCUUAGUGCACACCAUCACGGGGGACCUUCUGCGGGCCCUCGAGGGGCCGGACAGCUGCGGGGCCCCCCGCCUCAUCACCGUGUCCAGCGAGGGUCACUGCAUCAUCUGCUACCAGGGGGGCCCGGGGCAAGGGCACUUCUGUACCUUCAGCAUUAACGGAAAACUACUGGCCAGCCUGGAGCUGGCCGACUCCACCAGGGCCAUCCUGCUGAGCAGUGACGGCCAGAACCUGGUGACGGGGGGAGACCGAGGCGUGGUGGAGGUGUGGAGGGCAUGUGAUCUGAAACGCCACUAUGUCUACCCUGGCUGCGACGCUGGCAUACGAGCCCUGGACCUGUCACAUGACCAGAGGACCCUGGUGACCGGCAUGGCGUCUGGUAGCAUCGUGGCGUUCAACAUCGACUUCAACCGCUGGCACUGUGAGAAGCACAGCCGCGACUGAGGCUGGACUCCAGGUGAGGAACACCUGAGCUCACCUGCCCAGGUAGAGAGCUAACCACACCCAGAGAGGUAAACCCCUCAACACCUACCCUCACCGGGAAAAGGUAGAAGCCCUUAACAUCAACCUCGCCAGGCAGAGAGCUAACUACAGCUCGCAAGGAAGAAACGUCUGAACUCACCUGUGCAGGUAGAAACCCAGGCGUAUAGCUGUACAGGUAGAAGCCCCAAGCUGGAAGGGAGGGUGUAACACCUGAACCGACCUGUACAGGUAGAAACACCUGAACUCACAUGUACAGGUAGAAACCCCUAGCCUUACCUGGAGAAAAAGUGGAAACAAAGACCCUUACCUGUAUAGGUAGGAACUCCUACAUAUUUACUUCACCUGGAGAAGCGGUAGAAACACCUGCGGUAGAAACACCUGGCCAGGUAGAGAUACAUCACCUUACUGGCCCAAGUGGAACUACCUUGACUUUCCUGGAGAAGACAUUCGCACCAGAUAGCAAAGGUCAGCAGGAUGCUACAAAAUGUAGCCCUGAAGACGGAUCUGGAUCUGGUUUGUCAUGAGUCUGAUAUUUGUCCCUGGAGAUUGUAUAUCAGAAACUUCUACAAAUGCUGGCCAAGGGCCAAGUCUGGCAGGUUGUAAAUUGGGAUUAAGGAUUGCCUGAGCUUCAUAUGUGAAUAAAAGUUUGCACAUGAUAAAAUGUAUUGAUUUAACAACAACUAAACAUAAUGUUUUUAUACAACCUUGGUUCAUAUUUCAAGCUGUGAACAAAAGAUUAAUCAAAACAUCUGUUUAGGACGUUUAUACAACAUUUGUAUGUCAACAGCACACCUUACUAGGAGUACAUUUUAAGCGAAAAACAUAUACAGAACUUAUGGACAGUUUAAUAUGUGGUAAAAAGACAAUAGUUAAAUUGUCUUCUUCAGUUAAUACAUAAAUUACAUGAUGUAGCAAUUUUUUUAUAUUUGUCUUAUUUAAAAACGUUGACUACUUAAUGCAAGAGAAUGUGUCCAUUUGUCGCUUGUUAUAGUUGAGCCGGCUGAUUUAUGGCAAAAAUAGUUAAUUGAUUAAUUUCCAUUUCCGGACUGUUUGAAUGGAGGUCGUAAGGAUAUGUUUCUUGUGAGGAUGAUUCAUAAGUUAAAACAAAAAAUAUGUCUUAAAUUACCUACUUGUGGGUCCAUGGGAAAAAAAGGAACAUAGAGCAGUAAUUUGUGUUAAAACAAGGCCAAUGUUAAUUGAACACAAAACCUGAAUAACUAUACAAAAAAUAUUAAACAGGUUCGAUAGUUACUAAUAAACGAAUCCAUAAUGUAUUUAUUUUGUGUCAUGACCGUUUAACAGUAUGUCACAAAAAGCUACCAUCUUGACAAAGGAGGUAAGAAUUCCUCAAAAAACUUUUGAUUUAAAGGGUCUGUUAAUUAAAAGUGUUAAGUGUUUUGAAUCAGGAGGAAAAAUCUGAAAUGUUUAAACUAAAACUGUAUGUUGUGUGAGACAUUUAAAGUGUUCAGUAAGAAAUAUAUUUUCCAUAACUGAACCAGACAAAAUCUCAUUAUGUACAGUAACAGAAGGUAUGUUUUCAAAGUCUACAUUACAUCAUUUUCACACAUUUCCUGGCCUAGCGAGAUCUUGUCGAUUUUUUUAAUGACUUAUUGAAUACAUAUAAUUUAAGUGUCAUUAAUCAAAAGCAAAAUGAACAAACCAUUCCCAUGAUGUUCUGAAUAUAUGCGAAUAGUUUAGUUUGUUAUAUUCUUUAAGUGCAAUAUGUUUUUCUUUUUCUUAAAUAUUACAUUAUGCCUGCAUUUUAAGAAAUAAUUAUUACAUAUUUUGUUGCAGAUUCAUGUUGGUUUACAUUUAAAUUGUACGCUGCAGGAUAUUUUCUUGUUGAGUUAUUAUUGAUUAAAACAAUAUUGUUUUGCAUAUGUUGCCUCUAAAAAU